Messenger RNA from Astrephomene gubernaculifera, 1859 nucleotides. The record is from the annotation of a GenBank genome assembly. Lineage: Eukaryota; Viridiplantae; Chlorophyta; Chlorophyceae; Chlamydomonadales; Astrephomenaceae.
AUUCCAAACGUGCUCGUAAAGCGAACUCCUACUACUAGUGGUCUAGGACUGAGGAAUUGCCCAUCUAACAUCUCCACACGCCACUUUCGGAUAAAGCCCAUUCUUAGGCAAGUCUUACAUACUGAAAUUAAAUAGGCACCCUGGCUAUGGGAGAUCAGGACGGAGAUGACGGCUCCCCAAGGAGUCGCAGUCGAUCUAAAACAAACAGAAAGGGAAGAUCGCUUUCUCGCUCUCGGUCCAGGUCGCGCUCCGCCUCAGCGGACAACAAGUCCCCCAUGAGGUCCCGGUCCGCAUCCCGAUCCCCCCGCUCCCGCUCCGCCUCUCGCUCUCCCAUUAACAAGAAUGGCAGGCGAGGCCGCAGCCCCAGCCGCAGUCGCAGUGCCUCCCCGGCCGGCGGUAGGAAGGUCCGCAGCCCCAGCCGCAGCCGGAGUCCUGGCAGGAAGGUCCGCAGCCCCAGUAGGUCACCCAAGCGGCGGGCAGGCGGUGGCGGCAGCCGCUCCCGCUCCCGAUCCCGAUCUCGGUCUCGCUCGCCUGCUAAGAAGCGAUCGCGAGUGGGUACGGCAGCAGGCGGGCGCCGCAGUCGCAGUCGGAGCCGGAGCCCGCCGUCGAGGUAUCGGCCAAGCAGUCGCUCGCCGAUCCCACCGGGACGGCGACGCAGUCCCGUGGGUCGGCGGCGCGGCGGCAGUCGCAGUCGCUCGCCGCCGCGGGUGAAGCGGUGGGUGAGUCGGUCUCGGUCGCCUCCGCGGCGGCAGCGCAGCAGGUCCCGGGACCGGGCUGGUGCUGCUGCUGCUGCUGUCACCGCCGUCAGUCGCCCGGGGGGCGAACGGGAGCGCAGCGGCCUCCUCCCCCCUCGUGACAGGGACCUGCGCGAUCGACGCGACGACAGGAACGAGCGGAGCAACAACAACCGGGAGAGUAACCGGGAUCGGGACCGGGAUCGGGGUGGAAGAGGAGACGCGAGGGAUGCCGCCGCGAAGGAAGCCAACAACAGGGAGAAGGAGAGGGAGAGGGAGAGGGAGAGGGACAAGGGGAAGGAGGACAGCGAGAAGGAGGAGGGCGAGAGGGACGAUGCGGGUCGGGAGGGCGAUGACAAGGAGCGAGGAGAGGUGGAUCGGGAGAGGGAGCGGGAUCGCGGGCGGGAUCGCGACAGGGAGAGAGAUCGAGAUCGGGACCGGGACCGGCGACGUGAGGAGGAGCGGGAGCCACAUGUUGACAAUGCCACUCGGUCCCUGGUGCGCGACUGCCUGAUUGAGCUGACGGAGCGGCAGCGGCUGCCUUGCAACAUCUCCAUCCUCAACGACUACAUGCGCAUGCGGGACAGACGCUUCACCUACAAGUCUUGCGGCUUCGCCACCUUCACGCUGUUCUGCAAGGUGUUCGAGCGGGACGGCUGGCUGGAGAUGGACCAGGAGCGCAGCAGCGUGGUCAUCAGCCGCACCAAGUUCGAUCGCUCGCGGUCUGGUGGGGGUGGAGGCAGCCGGCGGCGCACCUCGCCGUCCCGGGAGCGCGACCUGUCGCGGGAGCGCCGCCGCAAGCGCGAGCAGAAGCUGCGCAGGCGGGAGAGGGAUCGUCGCGACGGGCGCUCGCCGCGAGGCAGGGACCGAGGCGGCGGCGGUGGUGGCAAGGAGAGAGGCGGGGACGGCGGAGACGGCAGGGGGCGGGGCAGGUCUCCCUCCCGCUCUCGCUCCCUCUCCCGCUCCCCUCGCCGCAGCGGGGGCUCGCCGCCCGCCCCCCGCCGCGUGUCGCGCGACGUGCCCCGGGAGUCCGAGCGCUGGCAGCUGGACCCCGCCCCGCAGGCGGCCAGUGGGGAGGAGCGCUGGAAGAUGGAGCCGACGGAGGCAUGAGGGGCCAGAUGAGGG